Messenger RNA from Acanthosepion pharaonis, 1440 nucleotides. The record is from the annotation of a GenBank genome assembly. Lineage: Eukaryota; Metazoa; Mollusca; Cephalopoda; Sepiida; Sepiidae.
AUGAAUGAAUCUAUCUAUCUAUCUAUCUAUCUAUCUAUCUAUCUAUCUAUCUAUCUAUCUCUGUCGGUUAUUAUGUAUGUAUGUAUGUAUGUAUGUAUCUAUAUUUCUCUGUCGAUUAUCUAUCUAUCUAUCUAUCUAUCUAUCUAUCUAUCUAUCUAUCUCUGUCGGUUAUGUAUGUAUGUAUCUAUCUAUCUAUAUAUUUAUCUAUAUUUCUCUGUCGAUUAUCUAUCUAUCUAUCUAUCUAUCUAUCUAUCUAUCUAUCUAUCUAUCUAUCUAUCUAUCUAUCUAUCUAUCUCUGUCCGUUAUGUAUGUAUGUAUCUAUCUAUCUAUCUAUAUCUAUCUAUCUAUCUAUCUAUCUAUCUAUCUAUCUUUCUCUGUCGAUUAUUAUCUAUCUAUCUAUCUAUCUAUCUAUCUAUCUAUCUAUCUAUCUAUCUUUCUCUGUCGAUUAUUAUCUAUCUAUCUAUCUAUCUAUCUAUCUAUCUCAGUCGGCUAUUUUCUAUCUAUCUAUCUAUCUAUCUAUCUAUCUAUCUAUUUAUCUAUCUAUCUAUCGCAGUCGGUUAUUUUCUAUCUAUCUAUCUAUCUAUCUAUCUAUCUAUCUAUCUAUCUAUCUAUCUAUCUAUCUCAGUCGGUUAUUUUCUAUCUAUCUAUCUAUCUAUCUAUCUAUCUAUCUAUCUAUCUAUCUAUUCUGAUCUGCUCUGUUCAUUUCCGAUUAAGGCCCGUCUGCUCGUUACCAUACAAGCCGCUCUGCUUAUUUACGAGCAAGUCCAUCUGUCCGUUUCCAAAAACGUUCAUCUAUUCUUUUCCGAACAAGUUCAUCUGUUCUUACUGAACAAGCUCAUCUGUUCGCUUCCAGACAACACCGUCUGUUCGUUACCGAGCAAACACGUCUGCUCAUUUCCAAAUAAAUCUGUCAGUUCAUUUCCGAGCAAGCCCUUAUUUUCCUUUCCGAGCAGGCACCUCUGCUCAUUUUCAAGUAAACCUAUCUGUUCAUUUCCGAGCAAGCUCUUCUGCUCGUUUCCAAGCAAGCCCGUCUGCUCUAUUUUAAGCAAAACCAGUCUGCACUUUUCCGAGCAAGCCCGUCUGUUCCUUUCCGAGCAAGCCCGCCAGUUCCUUUCCGAGCAAGCCGGUCUGUUCCUUUCCGAGCAAGCCGGUCUGUUCCUUUCCGAGCAAGCCCGCCUGUUCCUUUCCGAGCAAGCCCGCCUGUUCCUUUCCGAGCAAGCCCGCCUGUUCCUUUCCGAGCAAGCCCGCCUGUUCCUUUCCGAGCAAGCCCGUCUGUUCCUUUACGAGCAAGCCCGCCUGUUCCUUUCCGAGCAAGCCCGCCUGUUCCUUUCCGAGCAAGCCCGCCAGUUCUUUUCCAAACAAGCUCGUCUGCUCGUUUUCGAGCAAGCCCUUCUGCUCGCUUCCAAGCAAGACCGUCUGCUCGAUUCUCUUUCAGAGUAA